Molecule: messenger RNA, 288 nt
Organism: Thermochaetoides thermophila DSM 1495
Lineage: Eukaryota; Fungi; Ascomycota; Sordariomycetes; Sordariales; Chaetomiaceae
Exons: 1
Coding region: 1-288 (95 amino acids)
Source: RefSeq, a predicted model, not a curated record
AUGGCAUCUGCAGUCGCUCGCUACAAGCUCGUCUUCUACGUGCCCCUCAAUGCUGUCGAGGCCUGUAAGAAGGCCAUCUUUGCCGCAGGGGCCGGUCGAUACCCCGGUGGAAACUAUACCGAAUGCUGCUGGACCACCAACGGCACUGGACAAUUCCGGCCUGGUGACGCUGCCAAUCCGCACAUCGGAAAGGUGGGCGAGCUGGAGUAUGUCGAGGAGGCUUGUGUUUCAACCAUCUGCUUCGGUGAGGAUGUGGCAAGAAACGCCGUAGCAGCGCUAAAAAAGUAA